Molecule: messenger RNA, 1320 nt
Organism: Symbiodinium sp. CCMP2592
Lineage: Eukaryota; Dinophyceae; Suessiales; Symbiodiniaceae
Source: the annotation of a GenBank genome assembly
AUGCUAGGCUCUUAUGAUUCGCUGGUGGCAGGAGCUCAGUUGCAGAUCGCCGCAGAAAAUCAGGAGAUCCCCGCAAACACUCCGGAUGAGGCCGUGGCAGCAGAGCAGGCAGCGGCAACAGGAACUCAGGAGCAGAUCCCAACAGGAACUCAGGAGCAGAUCCCAACAGGAACUCAGGAGAUCCCCACAGGAACGCCGGAUGAGGCCGUUGCAACCCAGAGGGACAUGGCAGCAGGAACUCAGCAGCAGAUCCCGACAGCAACUCAGGAGAUCCCCACAGACACUCCGGAUGAGGCCGUGCUAGCAGCCCAACAGGACAUGGCAGCAGGAACUCAGCAGGUGAUCCCGACAGGAACUCAGGUGCAUAGCAUAGACACACAGUCGACUGUGCCUGGACUCGAGGACUCACAGCUCCCUCCUAGCAUGGAGUGGUCUAGUGAUGCCCAUGGUACCGUACGCGACAUGCUGUUCCAGUGCGCCGAUAUCCCUGCCUCGAAUCUCGAGCUGCUGGGCCAGAACCUGACCAGCUGUGUUGCAGUGAUCCGGGACCAUGUCUGCUUGAGUGCCGGUCUGGAUGUUGGGGCCGUCACGACUCGGCUUGGCUUGGAGGACCUUUCCGAAGAUGACGCUUGUCGCUGGGGGGCUAUGCUUCGUGACUUCGAAGCUCAGUAUCAAGCAGCUUGUGUUCUGGAACGUGAAGUUUGUGCUGCCCAGGAGCAAGCCCUGACAGGGUUUGUGGUGAAAGAACAGCAGGCUGACGAGCUUAAGAAAAUGCUUAGUGAUCACUUGCAAAAGAAGAAGCUGUCCCAAGCAACCUUCGACAGCAAAGUGAAGGCCAUCGAAGCAAACCUUAAGCUGUUCUACGAGGAGAGCCAGGUGGAAACGAAUGCUAAGGUGACGGAUGCAGUGCUGCAUCAAAACCGGUGCGCCGAUGCCCUCCUGAUGAUGUGGGACAAGUUGCCUGUGUCUGCCAAAGCAAGGCUUCCGGUCAGCUUGACUGCCAAUGAUGCUUUCGAAGACAAUGGCGACGACGAGGACUUGCAAGAUCUCGACAGACUGAUGAACUCGUUCAUGGAUAACAAGCCGAAUUGUGGAUCCUCUGUCAAGGCCGAGCCCGGGGUGAUCCAGCCUCCACCCGAGGAUGUGGUGAUCAACCUUUCUGAUGAUGAGGAGCAGGAUGUGCCUCAGAAGGCAACCGGUGCAAAGGCGAUCGAAGCCGACGUCCCUUCCGGGCCCAAGUCAAAAGCCCCGACAUCAGCAAAGAGAACAGCCAUGGCCAACAAGUCUACGAUCGAUACCAUGGAGGAAGCUAGUGCCUAA